Messenger RNA from Oreochromis aureus, 2715 nucleotides. RefSeq lists its product as uncharacterized. NCBI's taxonomy places the organism in Eukaryota, Metazoa, Chordata, Actinopteri, Cichliformes, Cichlidae. Bases 1742 to 2695 code for a protein of 317 amino acids. The transcript is spliced from 2 exons. The record is from RefSeq and is a predicted model, not a curated record.
AAGGCCUUUUUCAGGGAACACAACAUGGGUUAACAAUUUAAAGCUGUUCCUCAGCAAUAGAGGUUGAUCAAUAGAGGCUGGUGCUACUAAUUCCUAAAGGUGUUCCAACUUUGCUGGAUUACUUGCAACCCCCUCUGUAUGCAUAAAAGCAGUGUUGGAACACACUGUUGUACUAUACUCUCAUUAGCAUCAGUUGAACAGUUUCACAAAUGGUAGUGAAAGUAGGAAGAAAGUAGUGUGUUGUUACAAAAAUAGCGAGAAAAAGGCAAUUAACAAUGGAAGAGAGACAGACCAUCAUUACUCUUAAAAUGUACACAGCAAAUUCUGGUCUUUGGAAUAAACUCUCUGGGAGUUCAGAUUAAUUACAUUUGAGUGUACAUGCGUGACCAUCGAAUGAACUCUAGUGCAGAGUCUUUCCCGGGAGUUGAUUUUUCAACUCUUUAUGAGUUAAAACUGAACUCUCAUGGAGUUAAAUUUCUACUACCAUAUAGAGUAAAAUGUAACUCAUAACUAGAGUUAAUUUGAUAUUAACUCUUUUAUAGUGUUUCUCAUCAAAUGAAAAAAGGUUUUAGGUGGAAAUUACUACAAGACACCAUACUGGUUAUUAUGAAUGUAUUAAUUUUAUUUAUCAAAAAUAACAUUCAAAAUUGAAUGCUGCAUGGAUUAGCAUACAUUCUGUGUAACAGUACUGUAAUAGCGUAACAUCCAUCAUUAAUGGCAGCUAAACAGUUGAGACAUUGUGUGGUCAGAUUGGCCUAACAUUGGGGGAAAAGAAAAAAAACAGAAUUAAAGAAAAAAAUCACUACAGAAUAAGCACUUCUUGUAAUGCAGUGUUAACAUGAGGAAGACUAUAAAUUCUCCAUUAAGCCAACAAAUCAAAUAAUGCAACUCUCUGACACAACAUAAAAUUGUGAAUCACACCCAUAUGACAUUUGGGCAUCAAAACAUUUGUAAUGUCUUAAUUUCUCCCUUUCUAGGACCAGUAUCUUUUUAGGAAUAGUUUCAUUUACCUGAAAAGCAUGAAAAUGAUCAUGGAAACACGUUUCAUGCUCAACCAUAACAAAAAUAGCUUUACCAUCAUGCAAAAUGAUCGAAGUCAUCUUGCUGAAAACUGGGAUGUUUUCAUAAGUGCCUGUACAAACAAAAAGCCCAACACGAUAUUCAACUCCACUACACUUUACCCAGUUUGUGAGUUUGACAGUGUUCUGUAAAUCAACAUGAAGAUAUGUGUCAGGGUCCUGGGUCUGAGCGACCCAGGAUCCCUGAGCAGUUAUAGACUUAUGUUACUUAUGUAUUUUUGGUGUUGCUCCCCCUUUUCCCUAUGCUUGUACAUAUGUGUGUGGGUGGCUGUGUGUCUGAGCACUCGUUUAUAGGUGCCUUCAGGCCUGGUGGGUGUGGCCCUGCUAGGGGACUGGCCACACCCGAAGCCACGCACCUGCUGCUGAUCAGGCCUCGUCGGGGGAGCUACUUAAGAGAGUCUUGGAGCUCCCACUGGCGCGGGAUCAUUGCGUGAGACUCCACGAGGAGCGUGGGAGGCCUGAAGAGCGGCGAGCACCGGGAGUGCGACACACGGGAGCAGAGAGCACAAGGAGGACACAUCACGGGAGUCUGGGGAAAACACGGAGAUUUAUUAUUGUUUGUACCACACACUGUAAAUAAACACACUGUUCGCACACAGAGCACCGCGCCUGGGUCCUCCUUCCCUACAUCCCCACGGUCUGCCAGCACAGACCGUGACAGAAUGAUCCAGCCAGACAUGGACCCAGCGGUCUCUGAGGAGAGGCUCAGGAGGGAGAUUAUGGACAGGGUUUACAGACUCUGUGAGUUGUGGUGGGAGAAGCCCGCAGAAGGGUUGCGUCGCACCGUGGGGAGGCGGCUGCAGGAGACGCUUUUUAAAUUCCCUUGGCUGGUUGACGAUCUCAAUCCUAUCGUCAUGGACUUCCUGCUUUCCACCCUCCACCUCCACUCUCCUCCUCAGGCUGCUCACCAGCCCAGACAGCUGGUGGAUUCAAAGCCUGACACGCCGGCCCCGACGUCUACCCGGAGACGACGUUUGCGCCGCCAGCGUUCCUCACCGCAGCCUAAUCCACGGACAUCUCAAGAGCCGGCUGUGGUGAGCAAUACGGACAUUUUUUCAUUUCCCUCACCAUCUGUUUGUGUGUCUGCAGUGGACAAUGACGCUGCCGUAAGCCAUCCGACGGCGCAAGUAACAUCACCUCGGUCAGAGGUCUCCACACCACUCGCUGCUUCACCAUCUGCAGUUGUAGCGCCGCUGUCAUCUCAUCCGCCUGCAGUCACCCUUCUGCCAUCUUCUUCACCGGCUGCUACGUCACCACUCGGACCUGUCCUGCCCGAGCAGGAGCUCAGCGAGCCGGAGCAGCUGCCGGAGGAGCUCAGGAAGCCGGAGCCGCUCAGGGAGCCGGAGCUGCUGCUGGAGGAGCUCAGGGAGCCGGAGCCGCCGCCGCUGCUGGAGGAGCUGAACGAGCUGGAGGGACCAGCGUUGCCAGCGGAGGAGCUCGACCAGCGGGAGGAGCCUGUGCUGCCAGCGGAAGAUCUCGGCAAGCCGGUGGGACCCGCUAAGCCGAAGCUGGAGGUUAGCGAGCUGGAGCUGGAGCUCAGUGAGCAGGAGCAGGAGCUCAGAGAGCGGGAGGAGCCCGUGCCGCCAGCUGCGAAGCCCUGCGAGCCGGAGCAUUAGCUCGGAGAGCGGGAGGAGCC